AUGGCGACACAACCGACGGAGGCGCAAAUCGCCCACCAAGAGCUCAUUGACAGGCUCGACAUCCACUCCAUCCACAAGUCGUUCCGCAAUCCGCACUGGAAGCCCAACCAGCGGCGCAACAAGAACAUCAAGGCGAUCCUCGGCGAUGCCUCCCGGCGAGAAGCCGCAUCGGCCUCGAUAGCCGCUACUCCCUUGGACAACAACAGCGGGGCAGCAACACCGAUGGAUAUCGACGGCGGUAACAAUGCCACCAGCGACGACAAGAAUAACGACGGGCUGUCGACUAGCGGCACUUCCACACCGGUCAACGGCAACACCGCCCCUCCAAACCUCGCGCAGGCUUCGAGGAGUCUGUCGAAGCUCGUUCUCGAGAAAAGUCUCAAGCAGAACGGUGCCCCUGGGUUGGGUGGCACGAGUGGCUCGCAGGCGCCGAGCGCCACAUACACGAAUAUCGAGUCGGCGCCGAGUCUUGCGCACACGAAGCGCUAUUGCGACAUCACGGGGUUGCCGGCGCCAUAUCUGGAUCCCAAGAGCAGGCUUCGAUAUCACAACAGGGAAGUAUUUGGGUUCAUCCGGACCUUGCCUCAAGGUGUGGGCGAGCAGUACCUCGAGGCCCGCGGCGCGCAUACUGUGCUCAAAUGA
Messenger RNA from Microdochium trichocladiopsis, 642 nucleotides. RefSeq lists its product as uncharacterized. The coding region runs from base 1 to 642 and encodes 213 amino acids. Gene Ontology annotation, cellular component: Ino80 complex. The transcript has a single exon. Lineage: Eukaryota; Fungi; Ascomycota; Sordariomycetes; Xylariales; Microdochiaceae. Gene Ontology annotation, biological process: chromatin remodeling. The record is from RefSeq and is a predicted model, not a curated record.